UACCUUUGCAAUGUAGUGAGAGAAGGGAAGGAGAAGACGUGCUACCAGAUCUGGUACGACGACUGGGACAGCGGGAAUACCAUUCCGCGGCACCUGCUCCAGCAGCACAAGAAUCGUAACCGCCCGCCGCCAUCCCGUCUAGGAAAGAAGCGCUGA
Phytophthora sojae is the source of this 156-nucleotide messenger RNA. RefSeq lists its product as hypothetical. NCBI's taxonomy places the organism in Eukaryota, Oomycota, Peronosporomycetes, Peronosporales, Peronosporaceae. The transcript has a single exon. The record is from RefSeq and is a predicted model, not a curated record. The annotation marks the transcript as partial.